AUGUCUUUCUCCGGUCGGCGUGCCCUUGUGACGGGUGGCAGCAGCGGAAUUGGUGAAGGCGUUUGCCGUGCCCUCGCCGAAGAAGGUGCUCAGGUGAUUGUGGCUAGCACGGGGCUUGAACGCGCCACGGAGGUGGCUCGAUCUCUUCCGGGGAACCAAGGUCACCAGGCUUUUUUCGUUGACGUUUCCAAUGCUGAUUCAGUAGCUGCCCUUUUCGAGAACAUCAGAAAGUCGAGCCCUAUUCCGCUCAGCAUCGUCGUAAACUCUGCCGGCAUUUUCAAGAAGGGAGAUUUGGUCGAUUUCAAGCCCGAAGAGUUCGAUGCUGUGAUCAACGUCAACGUCAGGGGCACUUUUCUGGUGAACCAGGCGGCAGCCCGCGCCAUGGUGGCAAGCGGGGUAAAAGAUGCCGUCAUCGUAAACGUAGCAAGUAUCCUGGGCAAAUCACCGCACCCCAGUGUCUCGGUCUACGUCGCUUCCAAAUUCGCCGUGAUCGGGCUGACCAAGACGAUCGCGCAAGAGCUCGCUCCCAAGGGCAUCCGCUGCAACUGCGUGCUCCCCGGUUUCACCGAGACCCCAAUGACUGCGCCCCUGGCUGGCGAUUACAAGGCAGACCUCCUGGGCAAGACGGCCCUGAAGAGGACCGCUCGGAUCCCCGAAGUGGUCUCCGUCAUCAAGUUUCUCUGCAGCCCGGAGAACUCGUAUAUGAUUGGUGCCGCUGUUGAGGUGGCCGGUGGAAUGUUCCUCUGA
Ixodes scapularis (black-legged tick) is the source of this 747-nucleotide messenger RNA. Its product is annotated as estradiol 17-beta-dehydrogenase 8. The record is from RefSeq and is a predicted model, not a curated record. The transcript is spliced from 3 exons. Bases 1 to 747 code for a protein of 248 amino acids. NCBI's taxonomy places the organism in Eukaryota, Metazoa, Arthropoda, Arachnida, Ixodida, Ixodidae. Gene Ontology annotation, molecular function: oxidoreductase activity, acting on the CH-OH group of donors, NAD or NADP as acceptor.